UAAUACGAUCUUUAUAGAUAGUGAAAUCAUAAUGCCUCCUCAACAAAAUUUUAUAAUAACUUUUGCUUAUAUCUUGUACAUAAUGUUUAUUUUUCUUUUACUAUUCUUUUAUCAGACUCGAAAUGGUUUCUUUAAUCGCACUAACAUUAAUGAAGCAGUUCGUCUUGCUAGGGUAUAAAAGGCGAAAAAUUUACUAACAAAAUAUCAACAUGCGAACCUCGUGUACUUCUUCAACCUCUGCUUUUACUCAAUGGAGGGAAAAACGUCCGGAUUUCGAUUCUAAGCCGACCACGCCUUGCCUUAAAAAAACAUCCCUUGUUAGUUUACUUUGUCAAUUCAAUGGAGGGUGUACUCCUGAAACUCUACACUGUGAAAUGCGUAAAAGAACAGAAGAAAAUUUAAAAUAUAUUCAGCAACUUUCUGGAAUGACAGAAGAAGAUGUUAUUUCAGCGGGAAUUGGACAAAAACUCUUGAUGGAUGGAUACGCUCCAAUGAAAAACAAAGGACUUAUAACAAACCAUUUAAAUAAAUUUCAGAUGGAGUUGUAUCCAUGUAAGCUUACAAAAGUGGGCGCUGACCGUGUAUUUGCACUUAGAGGAUAUCUUCGAGUUACAAUCAGGCAGUACUUCUACGUUCGUCAUCGAAUAAACCUUUAUCUUCCACGCCUUCCUGUUCUGUGUGUGUUUGGAGGAAAAAAUCAUCAAUAUUUUUAUCCACUUGAAUGUAUAGAUGUUGUUUCGAAUGAAGAAUAGAUAAAUUUAAUUUUAUGAUUAGUCUCGUUUUAUAAUUGUCUUUUUCAUUGUUGAUAAAUUUGAGUAUUUGUUACUUGAUUAUAACUUAACAUAAGUUAAACCAUGAGUUUAUUACAUAAGCAAUAAUUUUUAGUUGCUAAAUUUUUUAUAUCCUUAUUAUAAUUGAGAUUUCUAAUGUUAGAAUGAACUUUCGACUGCUACGAAAAUGGUCUCCUCAAAAAUCCACAAAAUUGUCUCUAAGUUUUGUAUUUUGUCUGUUCCUUGUUGUGCCCCUCGCCCCUUUAGGUUUU
Meloidogyne enterolobii is the source of this 1042-nucleotide messenger RNA. The record is from the annotation of a GenBank genome assembly. NCBI's taxonomy places the organism in Eukaryota, Metazoa, Nematoda, Chromadorea, Rhabditida, Meloidogynidae.